Molecule: messenger RNA, 698 nt
Organism: Onychostruthus taczanowskii (white-rumped snowfinch)
Lineage: Eukaryota; Metazoa; Chordata; Aves; Passeriformes; Passeridae
Product: guanine nucleotide-binding protein G(I)/G(S)/G(O) subunit gamma-T2-like
Exons: 3
Coding region: 316-525 (69 amino acids)
Biological process (GO): G protein-coupled receptor signaling pathway
Cellular component (GO): heterotrimeric G-protein complex
Molecular function (GO): G-protein beta-subunit binding
Source: RefSeq, a predicted model, not a curated record
CACUCCCGCCGCUCCGGGCAGGACCCGGACACUCCGGGCUCGGUGUCCCGGGCAGGCCCUGGGGGCUCCGGGGGUGUCCCGGCCGGACCCCACCCACCCCUCCUGCCCCACCCCGGCCCGAUUAGGCCGGGCUUUGGGGCUAAUUCCCGACACCUGACCGGCUUAGGCUCCUGAGUCCAUUAUCAGCUUAGGAGCAAAGACAUCUGCUGCCGGCAGAGCCCGGAGCCCGCAGCAGCCUCUCCUCUCCCCUCCAUGGGGCUCUGAGCGGCCCCAGCGCGCACAGGGGCCCCCCCGGCCCCCCAGUUCCAGGGCACAAUGGCUCAGGACAUGACCGAGAAGGAGCUGCUGAAGAUGGAGCUGGACCAGCUGAAGAAGGAGGUGAAGAACGAGAGGCAGAUGGUCUCCAAGACGGGCAAGGAGAUCAAGGAGUACAUCGAGUCCAUGGCGGGCGAGGACCCGCUGCUCAAGGGCGUGCCCGAGGACAAGAACCCCUUCAAGGAGAAGGGGGGCUGCACCGUCAGCUGACCCCCGUGCCCCCCAGGACCGCCGGCAGGCUCCUGCUCCCCCUCCAGCGCGGCCUCGGGCAGCCCAGAGCCGAACCCUAGCGCAGUGAAAGGGCAGCACGAGGAGGAGGAGAAGGAAAAAAAAAGCAUGAACAAAGCAAAAACAAAAAAAAAAAAAGGAAAAAACCCAAAAAA